Messenger RNA from Halichondria panicea, 1487 nucleotides. RefSeq names its product protein dcd1B-like. NCBI's taxonomy places the organism in Eukaryota, Metazoa, Porifera, Demospongiae, Suberitida, Halichondriidae. The coding region runs from base 43 to 1359 and encodes 438 amino acids. The record is from RefSeq and is a predicted model, not a curated record. The transcript is spliced from 13 exons.
AGGAGGUGGGGCUCGUUCUUACUAGUCACAUGAUAGAGAAAGAUGGCAAGCAAGUGGCUGCUCUUCACUGCUCUUAUUCUUGCUCUUAACAGCUUCAGCUAUGCUGCAGAAUGCAGUGGGAAGCCUAGCCCCACUGCUCAGCCCAAUGUGAACCCAAUACAAACUGCUCCUCCAAAGUUUGUCAAGAGUGUUAAGAAUGGGAAGCUGUACACGGUUGGAGUUGGAGAGGACAUGAUCAACGUGGUGCAUGUCUGGGGUACUCCUUAUGAAAUGGGCUAUGCACAUGGAGAGCUGUUGACAGAGAAGGCACAAAGCAUGCUCAACAGUGUGUGGGGGUAUCUGGAGCAACAAAUAAAAGAUGCAAUUGAUGGGAAAGUUGAUUUCAUCCCAAAGUGGUUCCUCAAUGAUGUUGCCAACUUGGGAUUGGACGCAGCCUUGGGCCUCGAGUAUGAGAUCACCAACCAUUACACUGGCAAGUACUUUGAGGAGGAGAUCCAGGGACUGGCAGCUGCUUCUGGAGUUGACGUGAAGAAAAUCCGUGAUAUUCACAUGAUUGGAGAGCUAACGAAGGGGUCUUGUUCCAUGUUUGGUGCCAAUGGUUCAGCCACACCUGAUGGUGGGCUACUGCAGCUCAGAGCACUAGACUGGAAUGUGGACGGUCCAUUCAAGAACUACCCCCAAAUCACUGUGUACCAUCCCAAUGUUGGAAAUGGUCAUGCCUUUGCUAACAUUGGAUGGACAGGCUGGAUUGGAUCAAUCACUGGUGUUUCCUCUGAGAAGAUAGCUAUCUCAGAGAUUGGAGUGUCUUUUCCUGACGAUACUUUCGGAAAGGAAUCGAGAUUUGGCAUCCCCUUCACAUAUAUCUUGAGGGAUAUUCUUCAGUUUGACGUUAGCCUUCAGGAUGCCAUGAAGAGACUGUCCUCAGCUGAUCGCACAUGUGAUCUUAUUCUGGGUGUGGGAGAUGGAAAGGAUAGCGAGUUCCGUGGUGUAGAGUACUCUCAUUCUGUGGCCAACUUCUUCACCUCUGACAACCUCAAACCCACUGCUGACUGGCACCCCAUGAUCAGAGAUAUCGUCUACUGGGGAAUGGACUGGUUGUGUCCUGGCUACAGCGUAGUGCUGGCCAGGCAACUCACUGCCUACCAUGGCAACAUCACAGCUGCUAACACUAUUCAAUACGUGGUACCCAUCGUACAGACGGGGGACCUUCACGUUGCAGUGUACGACCUGCCCAACGAGGUGCUGUAUGUGGCCAACGCUAGAGCUGAUGAUGAGACUGGACCCAACAUGGCCUAUGACAGAGCCUUCAUUCGAAUGGACAUGGCCACAGUGUUCAGUGAGCAGCCACCGUCCCCCUGAACUCUGAACUUUAUAUAAUUAUAAUGACUAAAUUGUUAUAAUUUGACAGUAAGACAGGUUGCCAUGGUAAUUUAAAUAAUUUGUUUUUUACUUGAUUGUGUUUAUUUCAAAAACAAAGUAUGACACAC